This is a messenger RNA of Scheffersomyces stipitis CBS 6054, 590 nucleotides long. It is a transcript of the gene HTA2, whose product is annotated as histone H2A. The record is from RefSeq and is a predicted model, not a curated record. The transcript has a single exon. Gene Ontology annotation, molecular function: structural constituent of chromatin; protein heterodimerization activity; DNA binding. NCBI's taxonomy places the organism in Eukaryota, Fungi, Ascomycota, Pichiomycetes, Serinales, Debaryomycetaceae. Gene Ontology annotation, cellular component: nucleosome. Bases 32 to 427 code for a protein of 131 amino acids.
CUUCUAAUAUAUAAUCAAUAACUAAUCAAUAAUGUCCGGUGGUAAAGGUAAAGCUGGCUCUUCUGAAAAGGCCUCCACUUCUAGAUCUGCUAAGGCUGGUUUGACUUUCCCAGUCGGUAGAGUCCACAGAUUGUUAAGAAAGGGUAACUACGCUCAAAGAGUUGGUUCCGGUGCUCCAGUCUACUUGACCUCCGUCUUGGAAUACUUGGCUGCCGAAAUCUUGGAAUUGGCCGGUAACGCUGCCAGAGACAACAAGAAGUCCAGAAUCAUCCCAAGACACUUGCAAUUGGCCAUCAGAAACGAUGAAGAAUUGAACAAGUUGUUGGGUCACGUCACUAUCGCUCAAGGUGGUGUCUUGCCAAACAUCCACCAAUCCUUGUUGCCAGCUAAGAAGGCUAAGCCAGGUAAGGCUUCUCAAGAAUUAUAAGUGUGAUCGUUUUCAACGUGUCAUUGUAAUUUUAAUGUUUUAGUUAUUCCUUUCAAGCAGUUUGUAUCAUUGUUUACAGACUAGUGUACAUUAGUUUUAGUUUUAAUGAGGUAGUUUAUAAUGGAAUGUAUUCUGUUAGAAUAAAGUGUACAACACAUAAUUG